GCGAGCCAUGGCUCCAAGGUCUUUGCCGAUUUUGCUGCUUUCUGCUCUGCUUCUGCUCUCCUCCAUUCUGGUGGCAUUCCAGACUGAAGUGAGGAGAAUACCCGCUGCCCUACGGACGCAACACGCGCAACAGCCGCUGGAGCACAUCCACAUACCUCACGAGAUACACAAUUCCAACAACCUAUCCAACGACUUAUCCAACUUACAUGAUGUGAAGCUGACAUCUUUCUCAGAGUCAGCUGAGAUUUUUCCGGGAUCAACAAGAUCGACAUCCACCAAGUCAAUCAGUUCAACAAGGACACCAAGGACAACUACCCACCCUCCAUUGAUUCCAGCAUUGAUUCCAGGGCAAUCAGCAUUACCUUGGACUCCUGUCUCAUUGGAUGCCAAAGGUAUCGAACAACUGGAACUGGGCAUCAAUUUCUCCUUGGCUUGCAAUGCAAGUUGCCGAGCCAAUCGCUUCAUGUGUGAAGAACAUGAAAUUUCUCGGUGUUUCGGUAUGGAUUGCCAGUGCUCCAGCGGCUUUCUGCUUCCCGCCGAAUCCAAAACUUUGCCUUUGAAAGGUCCUCGUUUUGCCAUUGUUCUAGCAGGGAUGACCAGGUCCUUCUUUAGUACACUGAUGAAUGAGUUUUGGCGACUCUUUCUGGCUCGCUUCGAUGGAGACUUGGUGCUUUUUGCCGUUUUGACCACUAUCUCGAGCCAAAAGUUCAGAGGGACCGGCUUGACAGCGAGGAAAGACCAGGUCUGGUCUAAGUUCACGGUGAAAGAAUUGCGAGAAGCCUUGGAGAAUCUCAACGUGACAUGGGACGCAGCGUUUGUGGAGGAUGCGACCUGCGGUUGGCAGGUCGCACGUCAGUACGUUCAAGACCCUACACUUCGAGCAAUGCUGGACGUCAAGGCCAAAUUUCCCGGGGAAGGUGGGCAGAACAACCUAUUUCGUGCGCGUGUUAUAGCUUUUGAUCGUAUAUUGCGGUAUGAAAUGCAGACUGGACAGCGCUUUCGCCAGCUGCUCGUACUGCGGCCGGACUUUGCGCCGUAUUUGGGGCACGACGAUCCCGCUUUCGUAGUUUCGUCGGUGAAAGGCAGCGUGUACGCCUACAAUGAUUUGAUCAACAUCUUUGAGCGGAAGUUCGCUACGUAUGUCUUCACUGAACCUGCCACAAUCCGUUCAUCAUUCACAACAUUGGACAAGGAUGCCUGGCAAUCUUUGCUCUGGAAACUCUGGAAUCGCUCCAACACCAGUCACACCGUGCUUUUACCGAAUGCUCACUGGGCUUUGCACGGUGCACCGAUUUGUGGUGCUUUUUUGCAAGCUAUUCCUGAUAUUCCUUGUACCUCGUGGAACUUCGAAGUCAACGCAACUAUGGGUUUUAUCCGGGACCGUUGGGGGGUGAAGGGGCCGCAACAUGUGUGCGUGGAUCGCUUACGGGGCGCUCCAUUGAAGUUCAUCAAGGACUACUUUCGCCGGCUUGGGAUGAACCAAAGUCUCGUUGAGGACCUCAGCCUGUGCAUGCCUGUGCCAAAGCAAAUGAGCAAGAGAUAAUCCCUUCCUCCUAAUACGAAAUGUCCCCCCCUAUUAUUAAACACGGCAGGUAGUUUUUAGAUGUUUUUA
This is a messenger RNA of Cladocopium goreaui, 1612 nucleotides long. The record is from the annotation of a GenBank genome assembly. Lineage: Eukaryota; Dinophyceae; Suessiales; Symbiodiniaceae.